This is a messenger RNA of Aaosphaeria arxii CBS 175.79, 2378 nucleotides long. Its product is annotated as putative kinesin. Gene Ontology annotation, molecular function: ADP binding; protein binding. The record is from RefSeq and is a predicted model, not a curated record. The transcript has 4 exons. The coding region runs from base 284 to 2242 and encodes 652 amino acids. Lineage: Eukaryota; Fungi; Ascomycota; Dothideomycetes; Pleosporales.
GAUCAUCUGGCGCUGUGAGUUAGCUAAGUUGGGCGCUAUAUGGUGACUGGUGCAGGUCAGACUGAACGAGAACGGUGGCUUCGUUACAGGACUGUAGAACUGCAAGUGGCGCAACACUCGCGACGGCAAAUAACGAGAGCGGCCAGGCUGCCAAGCGCUAGAACAUCUUCAGCCUUCCUGCGUAUAGAGACAUGGAGACAUUUAUAUCGACGAACGUUUCAUCUCUUUAUGGCAUCUACAACGUUUGGCCCCGCUAACGUCGGGUUUCAAGCGGGUACUAUAAAUGGUCCCGUCUACACUACAUUCUAUGCUUCACCUGCGACGCGAAACUCCACCACAGCCAUCCAUCGUGAUACCUUUCGCACGAGACGCAGAUUUUGUCGACAGAGGCACACUGCUCGACGAGCUCUGUGAGCGAUGCGCGCAGCCAGACGCGAGGCAGGCGAUUGUUGGCCUAGGCGGGGUGGGCAAGUCGCAACUAGCGAUCGAGCACGCCUACCGCACGCGCGAGCAAUCGCCAGGGACGUGGGUACUGUGGGCGCACGCCAGCAACGCUGUCCGGCUCGAGCAAAGCUUCCGCGAAAUCGCAGACCGCGUCAAGAUAGCCGGGCGACAGGAUCCGCAAGUCAACAUCUUCAAGCUGGUGCACGACCGGCUGUGCGACAGCAAGCAGCCAUGGCUGCUCGUGCUAGACAACGUGGACGAUGCCAGCUUUCUACUCGAGGCCCCACCUGCCAGCUCCAAGACCGCAGCUAGACCGCUGCGCGAGUACCUCCCCUACUGUGAGCACGGCUCGAUCCUCAUUACAACGCGAAACAAAGAAGCGGCGCUGCAGCUGGUGGAGCAGCGCAGCAUCAUCACACUUGAUCCAAUGGACGCGGCGCAGUCGCUGACGCUGCUUGCAAGGAAGCUGGGAGCGCAAGCCGACAAGAGCGAUGGUGCUGAGCUCGCGGAGCUGACGGAGCUAGCUGCAGCGCUUGAGUACAUGCCGCUCGCCAUCACCCAGGCUGCUGCGUACAUCUCGCAGAGAGCGCCACUGUGCUCGGUGGCACAGUACCUUGACCAGUUCAAGAAGAGCGAGCGCAGGCGGGCGAGCCUUCUCAACCGUGACGGAGGCCAGCUUCGGCGAGACCAUGAGGCGAAGAACUCGAUCAUCACGACGUGGCAGAUCUCCUUCGAGCACAUACAGCAGACGCGGCCAUCAGCUGCAGACCUGCUAUCGCUGAUGAGCUUCUUCGACCGCCAGGGAAUUCCCAGGAAUGUGCUGCAGACGCAAGCUACACAUGAAGAUGGCGAAGCCAAUCAAAAGGUUGAUGAGGCCGAGGCUGAGGCUGAUCGUAAUGAGGAAGACGAUAGAAUGCAGUCUGAAUGCCAGGUCGUGGACAUUGAGGAAUAUUUUGACGACCACUCCAAAAACGGACCUGAAACUAUCCCCUCACAAAACUCAUCGGAUGACUUUGCAGACGACGAUUCUGAGGACGAUGAUUCUGAGGACGACGACUCGAGAGACGAUACUUUCUAUGACGACAUUUCAGCGCUGCGCAGCUUCUGCUUCAUCUCCGUGAACAACGACGGCAUGACCUUUGAGAUGCACGCCCUUGUGCAGCUAUCAAUGCGUACCUGGCUUGCGGCGAACGGAAAGCUAGAGCAGUGGAAGCAGCACUUUAUCAAUAGCCUUUGCGAAGCGUUCCCGACAGGAAAGUAUGAGAAUUGGGCAGCCUGUCAAGCGCUGUUCGCACACGCUAAGGCGGCAGCUGGCCAGAAGCCAGAAGCAACAUCCUCGCUAAUAGAGUGGGCUACGCUACUAUAUCGUGCAGCAUGGUAUGCAGAGAGCAAAGGAAGCGCAGCAGAAGCAGAAACCCUAGCAAUACAGUCAAUGAAGGUACGAAAGACGGUCUUAGGGCGAGAGCAUGAGGACACGGUAUGGAGCAUUGCAAUGGUGGCAGAUGCUUACUCACUUAGUGGACAAUGGGACGCGGCUGGAAAGCUGAGGGCGCAAGUGAUGGAGACUCGCAAGAAGAAACUGGGAGCGGACCAUCNAGACACGCUGACCAGCAUGGCUAAUCUUGCUUGGACAUGGAAAAGCUUAGAGAGAAGUGCUGAAGCUAUAGGCUUGCUGCAGGAGUGCGUUCAUCUACGCUGUCAGACUCUUCGAGCAGGGCAUCCUGAUCUAGUAUCUUCUCAGGAAACCUUAGCUGAAUGGGAAGCAGAGCAAGCAGGUAGAACUCUUGCGAUAAGUUAAUAAUUCUGCUUUAUACUAUACGCACUCAUUACCUUCUUAAGGCUGCGCUUACUAUGGAAUAUAUUAGAAAUGUACUUGACAGCAGUCGAGGAAGUUGCAAGAUUAGCACGAGUCAUGUUAAUACUAGCAAAGCUUA